Molecule: messenger RNA, 387 nt
Organism: Candidula unifasciata
Lineage: Eukaryota; Metazoa; Mollusca; Gastropoda; Stylommatophora; Geomitridae
Source: the annotation of a GenBank genome assembly
GCGCACGACCUGGAGAUCCCACCAGAGUUAGUGCCCCAUCUGGACAUGAUAGAAGACAACGCCUCUAGGACACUGUAUGCUGUUUACUCGGGAAAGACAGGGCACAGUAAAGACAAAGGGCUCAAGGACAUCGGCAUAGAAGUAACGAAGUUAUCCAUUGGACGACUUGUUCAUACCAUCCUCAGUCACAUGGAGCGAUACGUCAGCGAGAACUGCAUGGUCAAGCUGUACUUAUUCUCCGGACACGACACUUCUCUGACGCCCAUGAUGGAAGCUUUGGGCAUUUGGGACUUCGUGUGGCCACCAUUUGCUGCCAACAUCAUAUUUGAACUUUACUUUCGAGAGCGGGAUUCCCACUACUUUGUCCGGGUCUUAUAUUGUGGGCAG